AGUGCCCUGCGCUCCGCGCCCCCUUCUCUUUCAGCCUCGGGCGCGGGGAGGCUAGGCAGACCUGCUGAUUGGGAACCGAGAUGGCGGCGACUCUGGGCAGCGGGGAACGCUGGACGGAAGCUUACAUUGAUGCAGUUAGAAGAAACAAAUACCCAGAAGACACACCACCUGAGAGUCACGACCCCUGUGGCUGUUGUAACUGCAUGAAGGCACAAAAGGAAAAGAAGUCUGAGAAUGAAUGGAAUCAGACCCGGCAGGGUGAGGGGAACUCCACUUAUAGUGAGGAACAGCUGCUUGGAGUGCAAAGGAUCAAGAAAUGCAGAAAUUACUAUGAAAUUCUGGGAGUUUCUCGAGAUGCCAGUGAUGAAGAGCUUAAGAAAGCUUACAGAAAACUCGCCCUGAAAUUUCACCCUGACAAGAACUGUGCUCCUGGAGCAACAGAUGCUUUCAAAGCAAUAGGAAAUGCAUUUGCAGUCCUGAGCAAUCCUGAUAAGAGACUUCGCUAUGAUGAAUAUGGAGAUGAACAGGUGACUUUCACUGCCCCUCGAGCCAGACCUUAUAAUUAUUACAGGGACUUUGAAGCUGACAUCACUCCAGAAGAGCUAUUCAAUGUCUUCUUUGGAGGACAUUUUCCUACAGGAAAUAUUCAUAUGUUUUCAAAUGUGACAGAUGACACUCACUAUUACCGCCGACGGCACCGACAUGAGAGGACACAGACUCAGAAGGAGGAGGAAGAAGAGAAACCUCAGACUACAUAUUCUGCAUUUAUUCAGCUACUUCCAGUUCUUGUGAUUGUGAUUAUAUCUGUCAUUACUCAGCUGCUGGCCACUAAUCCCCCAUAUAGUCUAUUCUAUAAAUCGACCUUGGGCUACACCAUUUCUAGAGAAACUCAGAACCUGCAGGUGCCUUACUUUGUAGAUAAAAACUUUGACAAGGCCUACAGAGGAGCUUCUCUGAAUGACCUGGAGAAGACAAUAGAAAAGGAUUACAUUGAUUAUAUCCAGACGAGUUGUUGGAAGGAGAAACAACAAAAGUCAGAGUUGACAAAUUUGGCAGGAUUAUACAGAGAUGAACGAUUGAAACAGAAAGCAGAGUCGCUGAAACUUGAAAACUGUGAGAAACUUUCCAAACUUAUUGGCCUACGCAGAGGUGGCUGAGAGGAUAACGGCCCUACGCAGGGCUGGGGUUUUGCUACUUGUUCCUAUUUAUGUUCCUGAUUCCAUUUUAUAAUACAAAAUUAGGAAAUGAUGAACACUUUACUAUUUGCUAACUUCGUUGAUUGGGCAGAGUGGCAGGAGCAUGGGCACGAGAGCCAGACAUGUCUUCACAGAAUCCUUCCUGGGGAGUGGCUCCAGGGGCCAGGAGCAGUUCCUCUAAGCUAAGUGAAUGGCAAAGCACUGGAUUCCGUCUCCCUGCUCCACGCCCAUGCUGCCUCUGUGAACGUAGUUCAGGGCAUCCCAGAGCAGAUCCGUGUUUUCUUCCUUCUUCAGUGAAGUCUGAAGACCCAAGCAUUCCUAAGCUUAGCCAAAGCUUAAUAUUAGUUAUUUACACUGUCUACCAAGAAUUAUACCGAGACCUUCAUUAGAGUCAUUAUCUUCUGCCAAGAUUUAGCCUUUGGAACAUGUUCCUGCCCAGCUUUCUAUUUUCUAAGGGGAUAUGGAGAAAUUUAAACAAUCGUAGUCAAUAGUUUUCUAAUAUUCCAAUCUCUGCUCAGUUAGUAGCAUUAGCAAACUGCCUGAUUUGAGGUUCCUUUAUUUCCUUAACCCUCUCUCUUUUAGAGGGUCCAGAAAUUAAAACUACUAAGCAGCAUCAGGAGGCAACGUUGGGGUGAAGGUAUAAUGCAAGACUGAGCCUCAGCUCCUCUAUGCAGCCUCCCUAGUCCAUCACAGAACCCAGAGAAUGUCCCUUCAGUCAUUUCCCCUCAGUACCAGCAUUGGGCUGAGUUCCUACAUGCCACAGAGGCAGAUGGGCAGACCCAGGAGGAGGCAUUGCCAGCUCUCCAGGCUGUUUGCUCAAGCCUGGAGAUAAAGGGGACAGACCCUCUCUUCCUGGAUAUGGGGGUCUAGCGUUGGCCCCAGCAGCCACUUUGUUUAACCCAUUGUUCUAUAGUUUGUGAUUUGAGAUGCUUUUCAUACAUUCAACAUUUAAUGAGUGCCCACUAUAAAGCAGGGGCUCUCACACAUAUUUUCUUACUUAAACUUCCUCACAACUCUGAAGUAGAUGUAUUAUCCCCGGUUCUAUGAAUGAGAACAUUGGCCCAGAGAGGAUGAACGGUUGACCUGGGUCAUACAGCUGGUAGUGGCAGAGCUAGACGAUAGGCUGAGUGUCAAGUAGAAAGUGGGAGAGAGCAUCCUCAUGUCUCAGGUGAUUCUAGCCAGACUGGCAAAGCAGAACCUUUCCUGAGGAUGCCUCUGUGUACCCUACCCCUGUGACCCCACAUUCUUUCCGUGGCAAUCCUGCAUCCAUUCAGGACAACAUCCUUGCUGCUCUUUAGGAAGUAGGACCCUGUCUAACAUAAAUUCUAUACACAAAAUAAGAGGUUCCUCAUGGGCAGGCAGCCUUCCCACUGGUGACAAGGAAGAAUUCAGUCACUGCCUGGGCUGUGUGGUUCUGGGCCUUCCUGUGGAGCUGAGCUGCCUGGAUUAUCAUGACUCUGAACCUGGAAGGAUCAUUAGGUGACUGUAGCCUACACUCCAUGCUUCCUUCAGAUUGGAGGAAAAGUUUCUACUAGAGAGUCGGCCGGGUACAGUUGCUCAUGCCUGUAAUCCCAGCACUUUGGGAGGCUGAGGCAGGUGGAUCGCCUGAGGUCAGGAGUUCAAGACCAGCCUGGCCAACAUGGUAAAACCCCAUCUCUACUGAUAAUACAAAAAUUAGCCAGGCAUGGUAGUGCAUACCUGUAGUCCCAGCUACUUGGGAGGCUAAGGCACAAGAAUUGCUGCAACCUGCAAGGCAGAGGUUGCAGUGAGCUGAGAUCACACCGCUGCACUCCAGCCUGGGCGACAGAGUGAGACUCCAUCUCAAAACAACAAAAAAAUAGUCUACAUUAAAACAGAUCUCCAAAGUAAAGUUUCUUCAUCCCAAUGCAUGGCCAUGAUUUACACAGACAUGCCUAGCAUGGCCAUCAACAGCGGAACAGCUAUUCCCUACCUUGCCUCUGUAUGCAUUCCAGAGUCAGGAGAUGGGUUCACAGGAAAAGAUCGAGGGCUUUAGUGGCUUGCAGGGGACAACUGCUAAGUUGUAGGGAGAGGGAGCAUUUCUAGAAAUAGCCAGAUUUUGCUGCCCUAGUAGGUCUGUCCUCCUGGUUUGUGGGGCCCUUCUUGAUCCCCUCUGAGUGAUUAAAUGUGUAAAAUGUGCCCAUGAGCCAAACAGGCUUAUGGAAAGUUCACCUAUAUACACAAAAAUCAAAACUGUCCUCUCCCCAUCCCCAACCUCUGCUAGAAAAUUGGCCAUAAUUAAACUAACUUGACAGGUUAAAAGACCCUGUUCUAGUGCCCAGGAAUCAAGUAGUCACAUAUUUUAUGGAUUUCAUGGCAGUGAUGAGUAAUCUGUGAUGAUACUAAAUAGAGACAAUAGUAACUAACUCCAUUAAAUGACACACUGGUUGUCUGUUUUUAUAGCACUGAUGGUACUGUUUUAUUUAUUACCAAUAGACCACACAUUCACAUCUGUUUUUCCUCAAGGGAACUGUAUUUGCUUUUGGUUGAAGGAUAGUUUAAUCUAUUUGAUACUAUCCUGAAUAUUGUUAAACUAUAAUUUCCUGGGUUAUAUUUUAUAUGGGUUGUCUGCAUGGUGGUGAAAUCAGCUUUUUCCUCUUGCCUACAUCCUUUGGAAGAUCUCCUGAUCAUACAUAAACUCUAGAUAGGGCUUAUUCUUGCUGUCAGAGCUUGGCACCCAGCUCUAGACUGUUUCUUUGAGCAUUACUGCAGAUUGGAGACGUGUAUAAUGGGAGCAGGGCUCAGAAACAGGGCCUGAGGCUCAGGCAGAAACUGAAGCUCUCAUUCAAAUGAAGGUGCUCUCUCUACCACAUGAUCAGCAGUGAGAAAAGGAGGAUGAAAAUCCUUCUCAUCACAAAGAGCUUGAAGGAAUCCAUGUCCCCAAAUUAGCAACCCUAGAGCUCAUCUGCACAAGCCAGAAAAUGUGUAAGCUUCCUUGAUCAGCUCCAGGCCUCACAUACCAAGAGUAGUGACCAAUAAGGAAACGCCACUUCUCUGCUUUCUGUUGGAAACUAUUAGAAAAUACAGUGAACUGGCCAGGUGCAGUGGCUCAUGCCUGUAAUCCCAGUACUUUGGGAGGCCAAGGAGGGCAUAUCAUUUGAGGUCAGGAGUUUGAGACCAGCCUGGCAAACAUGGUGAAACCCCAUCUCUACUAAAAAUACAAAAAUUAGCCAGGCAUUGUAGCAGGCACCUGUAAUCUCAGCUACUUGGAAGGCUGAGGCUGGAGAAUCACUUGAGCCUGGGAGGUGAAGGUUGCACUGAGCAGAGAUCGCGCCACUGCACUCCAGCCUGGGCAACAGACAGAGACUCUGCCUCAAAAAAAGAAAAAGAAAAAAAUACAGUGAACUCUAGAUGCCACUGGAACAUGGGGUCCAGCAGCCUGGCCAAGCUAUGCGUCAUUCUUUUUCCUCCUCAUACUCAGGCUGGGCUUUGUGAGGAGGCAUUGUGUGAUUCCAGUGGCUUCUGUUCCAACUGGCCACACCACACAUGCAAGCUCAUUGUCUGCAUGCACUGCUCCUCACAGGAGCUUGCACUUCAUUCGUACUUAUUCUGGCCUCAUUUCAGGUGUAAGUUUAAUGUCCUAAUAUAUUUAUUUUUGGAAAGGCCCAAGUUACAAAACAUCUUUUUUUUCUUGAGGCUGCACUGUUGAUAUGUGAUACACCAAUUAAGUAUAUACCCAUGUGUUAGAUACUGAGUACAUCAUUUACAUCAUGCUCAGUAUUUGGAAUUAAAGAUGUGGAUGUUCUGUGACCAGAGUAGGGAUGACACAAAUCGAAUCAGCUCCUGGUGGACUAAGAAUCUUGAAAAAAUCUGGUCACCUGAUCCACUACAUAUGGAUUGAGUAUAUUUUAACAAAGAAAAACAUUAAACAAUUUUAUAUAAAAAGAA
Molecule: messenger RNA, 5102 nt
Organism: Cebus imitator (Panamanian white-faced capuchin)
Lineage: Eukaryota; Metazoa; Chordata; Mammalia; Primates; Cebidae
Gene: DNAJC18
Product: DnaJ heat shock protein family (Hsp40) member C18
Exons: 8
Coding region: 81-1157 (358 amino acids)
Biological process (GO): cellular response to misfolded protein
Cellular component (GO): endoplasmic reticulum membrane
Molecular function (GO): Hsp70 protein binding
Source: RefSeq, a predicted model, not a curated record